UGAAACAGAAAUAAACCUCAGGGAAUCGUGGCAUGGAGUGUGAAAUAUGAUCGUGUUUUAAAUAUUUGUAAAUAAGGUUAAUAAAUUCUACUUAUCCUGCAUGAAAAUAUUAAAUAUGAUGUCCGUAAGUGCUAUUGACAAGCAGUUUUUUGAUGACAACAUGCUUACGGAUGAAGACUAUCAUUUCGAAUAUGAUGAAGGUGAUAUUCAGCUAUCUUAUGAAGACAGAAAUAUUUUGGAAUGCUUACCAUCUGGAUUAAAGAUUGAAAAUAAUGAAUACAUCCUGCCCAAUCAAAAUGAAGAGACUGGAGAACUUCAAACUGUAGAUAUAUGUGAAAAUUUAGAGGAGUUAUUAAAAGAUUAUGGUUAUGAUGUUGAAAUGAAAGUAGAGCCAUCAUCUCCUUAUUCUCCUGAAAUUUUACCAAAUAUUCCUGCCUCAGAGAAUGAUAUUUCUGUCAUCAGUAUUCCUGAAGUCACUGCAAGUACUCCUGAAAAGGUAAUAUUAACAGAUACACCUCCUCAUACCCCACCAGGACUUGUGGAUUUACUACCCGAUUCACCAUCUAAUUGUACAAGACUUGAACCAGUUGUAGUAUCAUUGAGUUCUUUUCCUAAUUUGUCAUACUCAGUACCACUAACCACACAAACUACAGCUAAGUCUGUGAAACCUGGAGUAAAAAUAAAACCGAAGCCAGAAUCAUCCAGGGUAAACAACAAGGUUACAAUACCACAUUUCAUUUCAAGUUCUGGUAAUAAAGCUGUUUUAACACCUGAUCAGAUUGUUAAGUUAGCCAAGGGCACGCUUAAAGCACCAGCAAAUGUUGCAAUACCUGUUCCAAAUGAAUUGCGUUCUUCAAAAAAUACAGCUAAUGGCUUGGAUUUAAAAUCUCAGCUAAAAAAUAAUGAGAAAAAUGGAGCAGUUCAUAACAGCGUGAUUGAAGUCUGUGCUGCUGCUUUGAAGAGACAGCAAAGAAUUCUGAAAAAUCGUCAGUCUGCAGACCUGUCAAGGAAGAGAAAGAAAGAAUAUGUACAGAAGCUAGAAGCUGAAUUAAAUCUUGUAAAUGCAGAAAAUUCCAGUUUAAGGGAAGAAAACUGUCGUUUGAAGUUAAGGAUAUCAGAUCUUGAAAAAGAG
Messenger RNA from Stegodyphus dumicola, 1132 nucleotides. It is a transcript of the gene Atf6, whose product is annotated as bZIP_ATF6 domain-containing protein ATf6. Gene Ontology annotation, cellular component: nucleus. Gene Ontology annotation, molecular function: RNA polymerase II cis-regulatory region sequence-specific DNA binding; DNA-binding transcription factor activity, RNA polymerase II-specific. The record is from RefSeq and is a predicted model, not a curated record. Gene Ontology annotation, biological process: regulation of transcription by RNA polymerase II; endoplasmic reticulum unfolded protein response. Lineage: Eukaryota; Metazoa; Arthropoda; Arachnida; Araneae; Eresidae.